GGCCGAUACUCUAUAAAACCAUCCGAUGAACCCGAUUUUGCCCUAAUCCCCAUUAGUCUUCUCCUCUUUCUUCUUCGCCACGCUCUCUCCGUAGCGCCGGCCAAAUCGAACCUUAGUUCGCCGACGACGAUAGCUCGGUUUGUCCUGGUCUUACCCAAGCAUGCAAUUCAUAAAUUUCUGAGUUAUAAAUUUUGGGAAACGAGAACGUUCGUGAGCAAACCAGCGAGAGAAAGGUGGAAGGGCCUAGAACAAUGGCUGCACAGCAUUCGCAACAGCAGCAGCAACAGCAAAUGCCAGCUGGCGAUGGCCUCACUUCCCAGUUCGCUAACUUGCCAAAAGCUCAAUUGUAUGAGAUCAUGUCUCAAAUGAAAGUUUUAAUAGAUCAGAAUCAAAAACAGGCGAGGCAAAUUCUCAUUGAUAAUCCUCAGCUAACUCGAGCUCUCUUCCAGGCACAAAUAAUGCUUGGAAUGGUGCAGCCUCCAAAAGUGAUGCCCAACCUUCAACAGCAACAGAUAUCACAGCCACAACCUGCACAGAUUGGACAGCCAUCUAAUGCUCAAGAUUCGCAAAAGCAGUCAGCUAAACUUGUAGGACAGGGUGAACCUAGUUUAUCUCAGAAUCCGCCAUCAGCUAGGCCACAACAACUAACACAACCUUCCCAGCCACUUCCAGUUGCAUCUGUUCCUUCAUUGACUGGCCAAUCAUUGCAGAUUCCUUUGCCACCUUCAGCACCACAAGCCAAGGGCUUUCCGCCCAUGCAAAUUCCUUCAGUACCUGCACAUUCUUCCCAUCAUCCAAGCUUGACUUUGCCUGCUCCUGGUCCUCCACACAAUUCUACCCUUCCAUCCCAUAUGCCAAUGGUUUCUGUGCAGCCACAACAAUCUUUGCAAAAUCCUGGAAUAUUCAACCAGGCACUGCAGCCACCAUUACCGCUGCAGCCUAGACCAAUGCAAACUUUUAACCAUCAACUUCAACCACAUAUGGCUCAUUCUCUUGCUUUUCAGCCACCAAAUGUGCCUCAUCAACUUCCAUUACACAACUUGUUCAAUCCUGGUGCUGGCCCUUCAGCUUCCUUCCUGCAAGGACAACUUCCACUUCCUAACCAGCUGCUGCCUCAACAUAUCUAUCAGCAGCAGGUAGGUUCUCACUUGGGUCCAGACUAUGGCAACCAAAUUGGCAACGCAAUGCAAAUUGAUAGAGGAACCCCUUGGGCACCUGGCCCAUCAGAAUUAUCAAAAAUGGGUGCUCAAGUGCCAGGACUAGCUCCGCUAAUGGCUUCUGGUCAGAUGGCUGGAGGCUCAAGUGGUCAGCCACCUCGCCCUCCACCGUUGACUCCAGAAAUGGAGAAGGCAUUGCUUCAGCAAGUUAUGAGCCUUACUCCAGAACAGAUCCAUCUUUUACCUCCAGAGCAGAGGAAUCAAGUGUUUCAACUUCAGGACAUGCUAAGAUAGUGGUGAUACAGUCAUCCCUUUAAGGAUUCAUGUAUUUAUGGUGCCAGCCUGUUCCCUACUUGAUCGGAGUCGUCAUUGAUGAUUUAACUUCCUGCAUUGAUGUGUUUGGCUGCAUUUGAUAGACGGAGGGAGGUCUGACGGUAAUAACUAGAUUGGUUUAGAUCAUGAAUUCUAACCUGAAUGAGACGUGUCACUACUUUGUUCCUCCGCCAAGACUGCGGCAAAUCUACUAUCUAUAUCACCAUUUUGUUUCAUGAGUUUCUUUUGUUCUUGUUUGCUUUGGACUUGGGAAUUUGGAGCUUUUGUCCUCCUGAUGUAACACUAAUUGAAUUAGAGGGAUGACUUCCACCUGUAAUGUUUUUAAAUUGUAUUUGCAGAUGUUUGAUGAACUGUAACUGUAGCAAGUGAUUACUAUGGUAGUGGAACUAGAAUUGAUGGAGAA
Messenger RNA from Zingiber officinale, 1893 nucleotides. RefSeq names its product cleavage stimulating factor 64-like. Bases 252 to 1451 code for a protein of 399 amino acids. Gene Ontology annotation, biological process: mRNA 3'-end processing. NCBI's taxonomy places the organism in Eukaryota, Viridiplantae, Streptophyta, Magnoliopsida, Zingiberales, Zingiberaceae. The transcript has 8 exons. The record is from RefSeq and is a predicted model, not a curated record.